Molecule: messenger RNA, 450 nt
Organism: Penicillium roqueforti
Lineage: Eukaryota; Fungi; Ascomycota; Eurotiomycetes; Eurotiales; Aspergillaceae
Product: F1F0 ATP synthase subunit f
Exons: 6
Coding region: 1-450 (149 amino acids)
Biological process (GO): proton motive force-driven ATP synthesis
Source: RefSeq, a predicted model, not a curated record
AUGACAGGCAGGUCACGACACCACCGAAUCGGGUUUAGCCGGGCUUGGCAAGCCGAACACCCGCAGGGCUCGGUUUGUUCCUCCUUCCUCCUCCAUCAGCUUUCUUUGGUUCACUUGCGCCGCGAAUCAAUCCUAGACAAGAUGAGCUACAUUGCCCGCCGAGGUCUCUCGACCUUGAUCCCCCCCAAGGUCGCCUCCCCUAACGCUAUCGGUGCCGCCCAGGAUGCCGCCCGCAUGGAGCGUGUUGUGACCUUCUACGCUGGCCUUCCCCGUGGCCCCGCCGCUGAUGUUAAGCCUACCGGCCUCAUCCGUCGCUACCAGGCCCGCUACUUCAACGGAAAGAACGCCUCCGGUCUUCCCUUUGUCCACGCUAUUGCCGGUAUCUUGAUCAUGGGUUACGGCAUGGAAUACUACUUCCACCUGCGUCACCACAAGAACCACCCCCACUGA